AUGCUCUUCAUCGACUUUCCCGACCAGACCGCAUCCGAAGCCUCACCCAAGGAAGCCUACAAUGUCUUCUUCCCACAGACAGCAGAGUGGUUCGAAAAAUCUUCUUACGGCAAGCUGUCAUUGAACGUCACCGCCGAUACGACGCGAUUCUACCGCAUGCCGAAAAACGCGACCGAUUACCAAUUCGAGAGAGGCCUGUCUCAGCAGAUGCACCAAGUCUACAUCAAGGAUGCCCUAGACGAAUGGCUGAAGAUCACCAACACACCAGUGCCAGGCGUGAACAGCACCGACGGCCCAAUUACGGAUGUGCUCUACAUCAUCCCGACGAGAAACGCGACGGCUAUCAGUUUCUCUGCCACUCUUACUUCUUCUGUGUAUACCUACGAUAUCAACUACGUCGCCAGGAAGGCUGUCACCAUAGGCUUUGACACCUACGACGUGUGGGGUUACAAAGCUCUCAACCAUGAAACGGGGCACGCCUUCUGCCUUCCAGAUCUAUACCCGCUACCAUCGGGCUACACUGGCCUGUACACUGGAAACUGGGACAUGAUGGCCAAUGUUGGUGGUCACAGUCCGGAUUACUUCGCAUGGAACAAGUGGAGGUUGGGCUGGCUUGCAGACGACCAGAUUGAGUGCGUAGUCCCAGCGGCCGGGAGCAGCGCUGGGAAUGCAUCGGCGUCGACUACCCAUAAGCUGUCUCCACUGGAGACCGAGGGUGGCGUGAAGGCUGUCGUCAUUAAGCAGAACGAAAGAGAAGCAUUAGUAGCCGAAGUUCGGUCGAAGAAUGGCAACGACGAGAACGCUUGUGCUACAGGCAUGUUGUUAUACACGGUGGCGACCGACGUUGCCACGGGGGAGGGACCGGUUCGCGUUCUGGAUGGAAACCAAGGCUGGGGCUCGGCUAGCUGCGCGAAUGACGAGCUUGACAACGCGCCGUUGACCUUUAAUGGGGGCGGGGCGAGCGCAUACACCGUGGAGGAUUGGGGUGUUACCGUAACUGUUGUCGCACAAGAAGGCGACGACUACAAUAUUCGUAUAGAUAUGGCUUGA
Molecule: messenger RNA, 1050 nt
Organism: Colletotrichum chrysophilum
Lineage: Eukaryota; Fungi; Ascomycota; Sordariomycetes; Glomerellales; Glomerellaceae
Exons: 1
Coding region: 1-1050 (349 amino acids)
Biological process (GO): proteolysis
Molecular function (GO): peptidase activity
Source: RefSeq, a predicted model, not a curated record